CACACACACAGUCACAGGACAGCAGCUGCACUGAAAGCACACACAAACACACACAAACCCACAGCCGCUCACAUGAAACAGAAAGACGCAUCAGACGGGAAGUCAGAAGAACAGAAAUCUGGAAGAAUAAGCAGCCUUACUUUAAUGGAUCACUGAAAUCAGGAGUGAAAAUGAGUAAAUCAGAGAAGUUUGGGUUCACUCUGGAGACUGACGACAGGACAAAGGAGGAGAUACUGAAAAACAGAGCAGCGCAUAAGAAUGGGGCGGGUUCGAACCUGGAGGAACCCAACGCUCCCAUGGACACUGAUUACCAGGAGGAGGCGGAGGACCCUACGCCAAGAAUCAGAUUCAAUCUCAACUUUGACAAACAGAUCCGAGGGCAGCAGCAGGAUGGCAGGAGAGACAGCAAGAGCUUUAACAUGGAGCGGCUGUUUGAGGCGGCGGCCAGCGGGGACGUCAGGAAGAUGGACGGCCUGCACCUGUACCUGCACCAGAACAUGAAGAGGCUCUCCGACUCGUUGUAUCAGUCCUACGGCAAAACCGCCCUAAUGAAAGCGCUGCUGCAUCUCAGAGACGGCAAGAACGACACGGUGGAGGUCCUGAUCGACAUCUCAGAGAAGCUGGGCGACAUUAAGGACUUUGUGAACGCGGCCUUCACCAACAGCUACUACAAAGGCCAGACAGCUCUGCACAUCGCCAUUGAGAGGAGGAGCAUGCGCUACGUCCAUCUGCUGGUCCAAAAAGGUGCAGACGUUCACGCCAAGGCGUGCGGGACUUUCUUUCAGCCACAUGACGGCCCCAGCUUUUACUUCGGCGAGCUGCCGCUGUCUCUGGCUGCCUGCACCAACCAGCCCGACGUGGUGGAGUUCCUCAUGGUGAACGAGUACCAGCGGGCGGACGCCAAGAUGGCCGACUCCCAGGGCAACACCGUGCUGCACGCCCUGGUGGUGAUCGCCGACAACUCCCGGGACAACACGGCCUUCGUCACCAGCAUGUACGACCGCGUCCUCAAGAUCGCCGCGCAGCAGCAUCCCAAGCUGAAGCUGGAGGACAUGGAGAACCACAGCGGGCUGACGCCGCUGAAAAUGGCUGCUAAAACUGGGAAGAUCGGGAUUUUCUCCCACAUCCUGCAGCGGGAAUUCCAGGAGACUCACACCAAACACCUGUCCCGCAAAUUCACCGAGUGGGUUUACGGACCCGUCCACUGCUCGCUGUACGACCUGGAGUCCGUGGACUCCUACCAGAGCAACUCGGUGGUGGACAUCCUGGUGUACGGCAGCGACAUUCCCAACCGCCACGAGAUGCUGGAGACGGAGCCGCUGAGCCGGCUGCUGGAGGAGAAGUGGAAGAGGUUCGCCGGUCGGAUGUUCUUCUUCAACUUCCUGGUCUACCUCACAUACCUGAUCGUCUUCACCAUUGUGGCCUACAAUAAGAAGAAGAAAGAGCCGCCGUUUCCACUGGAGCACGACGUGUUGGGCUACCUGUACGUCACAGGCCAGCUGCUCAUAUUCCUGGCAAACUGUUACUUCUUCGUCACCGGGAUUAUCGACAUGAAGAGGAAACGACCGAAGCUGCAGACGCUGCUGAUCGAUGGAUAUUAUGAGAUUCUCUUCUUUCUGCAGGCCGUCCUCUUCCUGGUCUCCUCUGGGCUCUAUUUGUUCGGCCGGCAGGAGUACCUGGGCUUCCUGGUGCUGUGUCUGGCUUUCAGCUGGGUGAACCUGCUCUACUACUCCAGGGGAGACAAGCACAUGGGCAUCUACAGCGUCAUGAUCCAGAAGAUGAUCCUCAGCGACAUCCUGCGAUUCCUCUUUGUCUACAUCGUCUUCCUCUUUGGAUUUUCUGCAGCCGUGGUCACCCUGCUCAUCGAGCCUCCAGCUAAAAACGUCACUGCCCCGAGCCGGAAGGGCCGCCUGUUUGGCCCCGUGGACGCCGACGAGGAGUGCGUGAAGCCGUCCUUCCGGAACAUCUCCUACACCACGCUGCAGCUCUUCAAGUUCACCAUCGGCAUGGGCGACAUGGAGUUCACCCAGGAGUACCAGUACAAGGAGGUCUUCUACGUGCUGCUCAUCGGCUACAUCAUCCUCACCUACAUCCUGCUGCUCAACAUGCUCAUCGCCCUCAUGAACCGCACCGUGGAGAAGAUCACCAUGGAGAGCGCCAGCAUCUGGAAGCUGCAGAGGGCCGUCACCAUCCUGGACAUGGAGAAGAAGCUGCCGCGCUGGCUCAGGAAGAGGCUGCGCUGCGGGGUGGAGAUAAAACUCCGCACCAAUCUCGGGACCGACGUCCGGCAGUGCUUCAGAGUGGAGGAAGUCAACUGGAACAAGUGGAACACCAACGUGGCCAAAAUCAAUGAGGACCCCGGGUGCUGGGACCGAGCCCGGCCCCCGAGCUCGGAGGGCCCCGUGCGUCGAGGGAGGAGCUGGAGAGUCUUCUUCUCUGAUGACAGCAGGCGGUGGCAGGCAUGUCAGUCCACGGAGAUGAGCACCACGCCGGUCUGAGGCUCCAGCUGAGAGCGGCGAGGCCUCCGCACCUGAACCCCGUCGCUCGGCCUCGGCUCUACAGGGAAAAGCUGCUUUUGUGACUGAUCAGAGCGAUGUGAGCAGCGGGGAGGGAACGGCGUCUCUGCUUUAAACUGAAACAUGUAUCAGAGCUGUGGCAAGUGUUUUGACUACUGAAGGGAAUCAACUUUUGUCCCAGAAUAGCUGGGACACCAUGUAAAAAGGCAAUAAAAAUGGAUGCAAUGUCAUUCAAAACCUGAUUAUAAAGAGAAA
Messenger RNA from Salarias fasciatus (jewelled blenny), 2771 nucleotides. RefSeq names its product transient receptor potential cation channel, subfamily V, member 1 (gene trpv1). The transcript has 16 exons. Gene Ontology annotation, cellular component: plasma membrane. The coding region runs from base 171 to 2498 and encodes 775 amino acids. Gene Ontology annotation, molecular function: calcium channel activity; protein binding. Gene Ontology annotation, biological process: calcium ion import across plasma membrane. The record is from RefSeq and is a predicted model, not a curated record. NCBI's taxonomy places the organism in Eukaryota, Metazoa, Chordata, Actinopteri, Blenniiformes, Blenniidae.